Molecule: messenger RNA, 1454 nt
Organism: Dufourea novaeangliae
Lineage: Eukaryota; Metazoa; Arthropoda; Insecta; Hymenoptera; Halictidae
Gene: PIG-S
Product: GPI transamidase component PIG-S
Exons: 6
Coding region: 126-1235 (369 amino acids)
Biological process (GO): attachment of GPI anchor to protein
Cellular component (GO): GPI-anchor transamidase complex
Source: RefSeq, a predicted model, not a curated record
UCUCUCUCUUUUCUUUUCCCUCUUCCUAUUUUCUAAUCGUUUGCGUUUACGUGGUAUCAGUGUAGUUAACGAUCCUGAACUGAUUUCCAGCCGAAUCGACCUUGAUCAGAGUGUUAUCCGAAUGGAUGUUGCGUGAAAAGUCGUUGGCCUUAACGAAGAAUGUGCUCGCUCAACCGACCCUGUACAGCUUAGACGAGGAGAACAGAAGAAGAUUUCCGGCUAGUCCAGCUUACGAUGUAUUGAUCACAGUCGUAAAUCCUGAUCCAGAAAAACUAAAGGUCACUUGGGAUUUAGCCACAAUGUCCGAAGAAUACGUUGAACCUUUCCUCGCCGAACUUGAAAUCUCAAGUAACUUUUCCGUGAAAUCGCAAUGGUUAUACUUUUUGCCUCUGGAAGUUCAUCCAAAACGGGUACCAGAUAGCAGCCCGUUGAGCCGACACUUUGCAUUAUCCGAGGAUGUACUACCGCAGCUAAUCACACCCUUGGAAAAGAAAUUAGCUUCGCAAGUAAGCCUUCAUCCAACCAUUAAUUUCGUCGUAUACGCUGUCCCCUGUGACACCGCUCCGUUGCACAUUUAUACCCGUACCGGGCAUAGAUCGAAAACCAAUGCCAACGUUGAAGCAUUUCUUUCGCCAAGAUGGGGUGGCGUGGUCUUGAUUAAUCCACCUUUGGAAUCAUGCAUGGCCAGCAAACCGAACGAAACAGUCACCGUCGCUCCAGCGGAGGCCACAAUUGUCGGCACAUUGCUUGCCCAAUUGAAGCUUCUCUUGGGUAUUCCAGAACCGAAAGUGUUCCAUGGCGUUACCACUGUCCCUUCGGUAGAAUUGAAAUUACGCGAUUGGGAAGUCGAUGCAUUGAUGCGCGUCCGCACGAUCGAGCAGUUGACUUCAGCUAAAUUAACUCUACAGUCGCUUGCUCAGCUUCUCAAAGAAAUUGAAAAUAUCGUCAUCACGGAUGUUGUAGGGAAUAGGAUAAAAACAGCUUUACGUUUAGUCGAGCAUUCGGCCGAAUGCCUAAGUCGCGGCGAUCUCAGUCAAGGUUUUUUCUCGAGCAAAGAAGCAUUCGUUGCCGCGGAAGCAGCAUUCUCCGAUCCAACACUUUUAGCAUUGCUAUACUUUCCGGAGGACCAAAAAUAUGCCGUAUACAUUCCACUUUUUUUCCCGGUUAUGGUACCAGUGCUGCUUUCUUUAAAAAAUAUGCACAGAUAUUAUUUCACUAGAAGAGCAAACGAAUAAAAUCUGAAUGGGUUUGUUCGAGCGUAGACCGGUCGUUUCUUCUGCCGCGAAACGCGAUUUAAAGUGAAACGUCACGCAACAUUAUUAUUUUAUAUUGUAUAUUGUUUUCUUGUCCCCUUGUCGAUAGUAAAGUAGAGACGAUAAAGUCAAUCGGUGAGAGCUCGGAAUCUCUCGAAAAGAAAACGAGGCAGAUAAAAACGAAAAAGUGAAUUUUAUUGU